Gymnodraco acuticeps is the source of this 1494-nucleotide messenger RNA. Its product is annotated as G2/M phase-specific E3 ubiquitin-protein ligase-like. Bases 70 to 1494 code for a protein of 474 amino acids. Lineage: Eukaryota; Metazoa; Chordata; Actinopteri; Perciformes; Bathydraconidae. The record is from RefSeq and is a predicted model, not a curated record. The transcript is spliced from 11 exons. Gene Ontology annotation, molecular function: ubiquitin-protein transferase activity.
UUUACAAAGGGACGGCAUAACUCCAAAAAUGAAAAGAAACAGAAAUUGGUAAAGAUUUCUGUUGGAGUAAUGAGGAGGAUGGAUGGCUGCCUUAAACCUGUGAGAGGGAGGUCACUUCCCCUUGAUGUUGAACCUCAAUGGGCAUGUGAAGAACUGUUGGCUGCUGCCAUAAAAAAGCAGAAAGCCUAUAACCAGGACUUCGAAGAUGGUGCCCAUGUCUUGUUGUACCCUGAUGCGAGGGUGAUAACAAAUAUCCCCGGAACGGACACCCCUUUCACAGUACAGAUGUACAAAGAGGCCAUUGGAAAGCCCUACCAACGAAUUACGUUGUACAUCUGUACUCUUGAAGCCGUUGAAAACAGUUGUUACACUGGAACAACCUCUUCAAGUGACGAGGACAGUGUGGUUGUUGCAAAGUUGCCAUCUGGAGACAGUCUUGCUGACACCGUGGUGUGGGACUUUCCAAAUGAACAGAGCACUCCCAGAAUGGACAACAGUUUGCCAGGACCUCUCAGGCACCCACAACCAGCGUCUGAUCGGGAUGGAGCACCAACCCCAUUCCAGGAAGAGGUCCAGUCUGCCCCGGGUCAGAACACCUUCUAUAGCAACUACACAAAUGUGUAUGCACCGAUCAUUAUCGACAGCCAGUCUGAGCCAGAAGAGGAAACGGAGCAAACUGCAGAGGAAAGCACAGAAUACCUGACUGCGCCAGACGUUGUUGCAGAACUCUCUGCAAAAAUAAAAAAUACCUCUUGCAGCAGGUUUAAUAUUAACCGAUCCAAUGUGUGGGAUGGAGCAAUCCGCGGCUUCAAACGGGCCUCAUUCGACCCCUCUCAUCAGAUGCAGGUUAAGUUUACUGAUGAUGAGGGACAAACUGAGGAUGGAGUGGACACUGGUGGUCCCAAGCGGGAGUUCCUGACCCUCCUUAUGGAAUGCCUGAGAAUGAGAAGAAUAUUUGAUGGUCCACAGGACAGGAAAUUCCUCACGUUCGACAAUGCAGCUGCAAAAGAUGACGAAUACUUUCAUGCUGGGAGGAUGAUUGCAACUUCUAUAGUUCAUGGUGGUCCAGGCCCCCGCUUCCUGUCAGAGACGCUCUACCAGCACCUCACUGGAAUGAAAAACACCAACAUUGAAGCCAUCAUUGAAGACAUUACUGAUGACACUAUGAGAGCUUCCCUGCUUGAGAUAUCCAGCGCAGCUACAUUGGAGGAACUACAUGCAUCAAUCCACAGAAAUUCCAGCUUGUUGCAGACUGCAGGUUGCUUGCAGUACCCUGAUGGUGUGGAUGGCAAAAACGCAAUCAUAAAGGAUUUCAUGCAGUGGUACAUCAUUUACCGCAACCAUUUUGCCAUACAAAGGAUUAAACACCCUGCCACCAUCUGGAAUCCAGCCGAGACCCCAAUUGGUUUUUCACCGGACAUCUCGCUUUCCAAUCGGCAGAACCUGCUCAAACACAAUCGAAAUACCAAUGUCAAGCACCUACGAACAGUUUGA